UCAACCCUCCUUUGUAAAGUGACUAUGAAACCAAAGUACCAUUCAAAGCUAAACACUCUCUUCCUAUAUAUCAUUUAUAUAUAUACAUAUUUCUGUAUAUAUAGCUCAAAGAACAUGAAAUCAGCUAUGUAAUGAAACCCUGAAAGUAUUACAAAAACCAAACACUUUUGAGGCCCUUUGUUUUUCACUUUCCUUUGUUCCUUAAAUUGUUGUUUCACCAUGUCGGAACAUGAAUUUAGAGACUUUUAUUACCAUGCAAGUACGAUGUUCCACAACGAUCAUGUUGACGACAUGUUUAGGGUUUCAUCAUCAGUGUCAGUUGAUCAUCAUCCUUCUUCGUAUAUGAGCUUCACGGAUUGUUUACACAGUUCGGUUGGCGAGUACGGUUCACUCGAAAAAGCCUUCGGUUUGUCCCCGUCAUCUUCGGAAGUGUUUUCUUCUCCAAUCGAAGGCUUGAAUCAGACAACAAAUCAACAAAUUAGUGAAGUUAUGGCCAUUACCCCUAAUUCUUCUAUUUCUUCUUCCUCAAGUGAGGCUGCUUAUUGUGAAGAAGAUUCAGAGAAAAAUAACAAAGAUAAGCAGCCAAAAGGGUCUGAUGAUGGAAGCAAAGAAAGCCCUAAGAAAGGGAUGAAAGGGGCUAAAAAGAAAGCCGAGAGAAAGCAAAAAGAACCACGAUUUGCUUUCGUGACAAAAAGUGAAGUUGAUCAUCUAGAAGAUGGGUAUAGAUGGAGAAAAUAUGGACAAAAAGCUGUGAAGAACAGUCCAUAUCCAAGGAGCUACUAUCGGUGCACUACACAGAAGUGUACGGUCAAGAAAAGGGUUGAGAGAUCAUUCCAGGAUCCAUCAACGGUGAUCACAACAUAUGAGGGUCAACACAACCACCCACUCCCCACAACACUGAGAGGAAACGCAGCAGCACUGUUCCCGCCUUCCAUGUUUGCGCCGGCGACGGCGCGGCCGAGCUUCCCGCAUGAAUUGUUUAUGCAGAUGGCGGCGCCUCAUGAAAUGAAUAACCAGCAAGCUAAUGGUGUAGCAGCAGCUUCGAUGUUUGGAGAAAACUUUAGUCCUUAUCAUCACCAGUACCACCACCACCACCGUCAGGUUUCUGACUAUGGGCUACUCCAAGACAUGGUUCCUUCCAGGUUCCUUAAACAUGAACCAUGAAUAUCCCAUUCUUUCUGCUUCUUUUUUUUACUCCUUGUGAGUGUACAUAUUUAUAUAUAUUUGACUGCUUUUAUCGUUAUCGUUUUCAUCUAACUUAUCUAGAGCCCAAGAAUUAUUCCUCAGUUAUUGGUUUUGAAAAGGGCUAACAUCGAGGACUAGAUAUGGGAGUGGGAUUAACGUUCUUCCUUUGUACUUGAAACUGGUGGUUCCAUGUGUUCAGUGGAAAUGUUCCUAUGCUUCUAUGAUAGGAAAAGAGGAUCGAAGACUUGAAAUAUUAAUGGAUCAUAUUAGUUACAUUUAUGUUUGUUUAUUCAUAUCAUCAUCCUUGAUGUUAUCAUUAAUGAAGAAUGCGGGAAUAGUUUCCUUUAGUUUUA
Gossypium raimondii (Peruvian cotton) is the source of this 1538-nucleotide messenger RNA. RefSeq names its product WRKY transcription factor 28. Lineage: Eukaryota; Viridiplantae; Streptophyta; Magnoliopsida; Malvales; Malvaceae. Gene Ontology annotation, molecular function: DNA-binding transcription factor activity; sequence-specific DNA binding. Bases 220 to 1164 code for a protein of 314 amino acids. The record is from RefSeq and is a predicted model, not a curated record. The transcript has 3 exons. Gene Ontology annotation, biological process: regulation of DNA-templated transcription.